ACAGCUUUAGAAAUAAGUGCCUUGUAGUUUUCAGAUUCUUUUCCAGAUAUCGAAUGAACUCACACAGCCACAUUGCAAACACAGAUCUGGUUGGUCUAUUGACUCAUACACUAGGUACAGGUAUUACUGUGUGAUACGAAGACUCAUUUUCAAAUUGAUCUUCAAACUUCCUAAUAUUGUGCUUCAUAUAAUUUAUUUGUUCUCACCGAAGCAAGAACUACAACACUUUGAACUGAAUUUAUCAGAAUACUGGAUGAAACUUUUUUUUGUUUCCAAAGAGCACACAUUGGAAAGUUAAGCAUUGAGUGUACAAGAAAGGUUAUAAUUUGGUAAAUGGAAAAGAAUAUGCAAGAUUAUGGUGAAGCAACUGAUUUUCUGGGAGAGUGGGGACCCUUCCAGAAAACUGUUUUCCUUUUGUUAAGUGUGACCAUCAUCCCAAAUGGUUAUGUGGGUCUGUCCAUGGUGUUUCUGGCAGACAUCCCUCAGCAUCACUGCCGUCUGCCUAACUCUCUGAACGGAACCACUGGAGAAGCCAAUCUGAGUUCACUGCUGCCUGUAGAGGAGGUGGAUGGUGAGAUGAUCUACAGUCAAUGUAGAAGAUACAAAACUCCUGUAACAGACGGUUUAAAUGACACAACACGUGAGACUGAGCCCUGUGUGGAUGGCUGGGAGUACAGCACUGACAGGUACAUCUCUACUAUUGUCUCUCAGUGGGACCUGGUCUGUAAUGAUGACUGGAAAAUACCAGUGCCCAUAUCCUUGCGUUUCUUUGGGAAUCUAUGUGGAUCACUAUUGGCAGGACAUUUAUCAGACAGGUAUGGAAGAAAAAUCGUUCUCUUUGGAGGCAUUGCAAUACAGACAAUCUUAAGUUUAAGCCAAGCAGCCGUACAGAGCUGGGAGAUGUUUUGUGUAUUGUGUUUUUUAAUUGGGGUUGGAGAUGUCUCAAAUUAUACAACCUCUUUUGUUUUAGGAGUGGAGUUGUUUACCAAAUCUGUGAGAACCGCUUACACCUCAAUUGGAAUCUGCUUUUUUUUUGCCUUGGGGUAUGCCAUUCUGCCUCUGAUCGCAUAUUUCGUCCGAGAUUGGCGAAUGUUAAUAUUGGCUUUGUUCCUGCCAGAACUUCUGUGUUUUCCUUUGUGGUGGUUUAUACCUGAGUCUCCCAGGUGGCUGCUGUCUCAAGGUCGAGUGGAAGAAGCAGAAGCCAUUGUGAAAGCUGCUGCUAAGAAAAAUGGCAUUAAACACGUUGGGGAGAUAUUUCAGCGUAGCGGUAACACUGAAUAUCUGGUUGAGCAAUCCCUGAAUAAAGUAAAAAAUACCAACGGUGUCUUGGAUUUAGUUAGAAAUUCCAAAUUGAGGAACAUCACAAUCUUAAAUUGUUGUAUAUGGAUGAUUACAGCCAUCAGUUACUAUGGCUUAACGCUCAACACUUCUAACCUGCAUGGAAACCCUUACAUUAACUGUUUCAUCUCUGCAUUUACUGAUAUGAUAGCAUAUAUCAUUUCAUGGAGGUUGAUGCUUAUUGCACCUAGACGAAUCUCCACAGCUUCUAUGCUGUUCAUUGGUGGUACUGUUCUGCUCUUGGUUCAAAUUGUUCCACCAAGUUUUCAUAUUCUGUCCAUGAUCUUGGUGAUGAUUGGUAAAUCUGGCAUCUCAGUAAGCUACGCUUUAAUCUACAUUUUUGCUGCUGAGCUAUAUCCAACCGUGGUGAGGAACACAGGGCUUGGAGCAUCGUGUAUGGCAUCCAGAGCUGCUACGAUUUUUGCCCCAUAUUUUGUUUAUAUUGGAAUGCAUAAUAAAUUUCUACCGCUCAUAUUAAUGGGCAUCUUGUCAAUAAUAGCAGGACUUUGCUGCUUAAUCCUACCUGAUACGCAUCACCAAAAGUUUCCGGACACAAUUGAGCAGACUCAGCCAGUCAAUUGCUUCUGGCCAUUUAUCUUAAUGUGUCGUCAGAAGUCCCCUACCACAUCUGAAUCCAAGGAAAGGCAAAGUGAAAAUGGCAAUAUUGUUUUGCAGUCUUCCGCAGCUGUCCCAUGUGUUGAGGACAUCCCCAGCUAGUCCACAUAUCCAAUUGGAAACGGAGAUGAGAACUAUCAUCACCAUCCCAGACAACUAUGAGAAACUAAAAAGUAACA
Callorhinchus milii (elephant shark) is the source of this 2132-nucleotide messenger RNA. RefSeq names its product solute carrier family 22 member 4. Gene Ontology annotation, cellular component: membrane. Bases 334 to 2055 code for a protein of 573 amino acids. The transcript has 11 exons. Lineage: Eukaryota; Metazoa; Chordata; Chondrichthyes; Chimaeriformes; Callorhinchidae. Gene Ontology annotation, molecular function: transmembrane transporter activity. Gene Ontology annotation, biological process: transmembrane transport. The record is from RefSeq and is a predicted model, not a curated record.